UGGAGCGAGAGGGAGGUGGUGGUAGUGGGCGUGGCCGUGGAGAGGCCACACCUCUCCUCCGGGGAUCCCCGCCCACUUUCUUUCCCCAUCUUGAGGGCCUGUGAGGGGGCUUCGAGGGCAGGGAAAAUGGGCGCGGAGCGGAAGCCGCGCUCUAGGGUUUCCCUCAGGCACUUUGGGGGCAGGGGUUGGGGUUUUUAAAAUAGUAAUAAUAAUAAUAAUAAUGACGCCGACGACGACAAUAAUACUGAGCUGAGAUGCUCUGGUCAGAGGCGAAGUGACCAAUGGUGGGAAAAGGAUCACUUCAGCUGCUGAAAUUGCCACCUUUUUCUUAAAAAAUAAAAUUUUAAAAAUUGUUUUCCUGAACUGGACAGCAGUGCCUUUUAGCAGAGUCAAUAUAUUACUGAUAUAGCUGCACGUUUGUUUAUUUAUUUGUUUUGAGGGAGAAGCUUCAUGUCCUGAGGCUCUUAAUAAAGAAAUAAUGUGUCCCUCAAGAAACUGAAACCCUCUAAAAAGCACACUUGUCUUCCAUUCUCUUGGACUUCAUGUGGGCAAAUGGCAAAUGCUGAAGUAAGCAUCCCUGUAGGGGAUGUUGUCGUUGUGCCAACUGAAGGAAAUGAAGGGGGAAACCCAGAAGAUACCAAAACUCAGGUGAUAUUACAACUGCAGCCAGUGCCACAAGGCAGGGUUUAUCAAGAGAGCUCUGAGACCAGUACGGCUGUAGUGGCCGUGGAAACGCACACCAUACACAAGCUUGAAGAAGGCAUUGACCCCAGCACCAUCGAAACAAAUGAAGAAAUUGAGAUUGCCUACCCCAUCACCUGUGGAGAGAGCAAAGCCAUUCUGCUGUGGAAGAAAUUUGUUUGCCCAGGAAUCAAUGUCAAAUGUGUCAAGUUCAAUGAUCAACUUAUCAGCCCAAAGCAUUUUGUUCAUCUGGCUGGCAAAUCUACGCUGAAGGACUGGAAGAGAGCCAUUCGCCUGGGAGGAAUCAUGCUGAGAAAGAUGAUGGAUUCUGGGCAAAUUGACUUCUACCAGCAUGACAAGGUUUGCACAAACACCUGUCGCAGCACCAAGUUUGACCUCCUGAUCAGCAGUGCCAGGGCACCGGUGCCAGGGCAGCAAAGCCUGGUACAGACUCCCACCUCCGCUGACGGAAGCAUCACUCAAAUUACAGUGUCUGAGGAGAGUGUGGAGGAAGGGAUUGAAUGGAACCGUGCUCUGACAGCAGCAGUCACCAUGGCAACUGAGGAGGGAAUCAAGAAGGACCCAGAGGAGAUUUCAGAGGACACACUGAUGUUCUGGAAAGGAAUCGCUGAUGUGGGGUUGAUGGAAGAAGUUGUCUGCAACAUUCAGAAGGAGAUAGAAGAGGUGCUGAGAGGUGUUCAGGAGAGGCUUGGCCAGUCACCCUUCCAGGUUACCGAUGCUGCUGUCCUAAAUAAUGUUGCUCACACUUUUGGCCUGAUGGACACUGUCAAGAGAGUGCUGGACAACAGGAAGAGUCAAACGGAGCAGGGAGAAGAACAGAUUCUUUAUACUCUGGCAGACCUGGACCGCCAGCUGGAGGAGCAGAAGAAGUUUGCCAGGGAUCAGAAGCUAAAGUCCCAGACUGUUCAGAACGUGGUCCUCAUGCCUGUCAGCACUCCCAAGCCGCCUAAGAGGCCCCGGCUGCAGCGUCCAGCCUCGGCCACCGUCCUGAGCCCUUCCGCCCCCAUCCAGCAGCCUCAGUUCACAGUGAUUUCGCCCAUCACCAUUGCACCCAUGGGGCAGCAGUUCUCUGUGAGCAACAUUCCAAUGGCAACCAUCAGCCAGGGCUCCAGCCCAGUGACUGUCCAUACUUUGCCAUCAGGCUCACAGUUGUUCCGCUACGCCACGAUGGUCUCUUCCUCCAAGACCAGCUCCUCCGACACGGUGACCCUUCACCCGUCUUCCAGCUUGGCCCUGCUGAGUUCAGCUGCCAUGCAGGACAGCAGCACCCUUGCCAAUGUGGCCACAGUGGUGAAUCCUGUGGAACUGGUGGCCAUGGAGUCUGGCCUGACCUCUACUCUCCAGGCUGUCGAGGGCACUUCAGACGAAGGACAGACCAUCAUAGAAAUAGACCCGGCACCUGAUCCGGAAGCUGAGUCGGAGGAAUCCGGGGCUAAAGCUGUGAUUCUGGGAACAGAACUGAGGACUGAGGAGAAGGUGGUGGCUGAGGUCGAUGAGCACCAGCAUCAGGUCCACAACGUAGAGAUUGUGGUCUUGGAGGACUAGCCAAGAAGCCAGAUUGUAAUGUUGCUUUGGGGUUCAUCGAUUGUUUAUUUGUUUUGCCUUCCUUUUUUCUUUCCUUUUUUACAGCCUUUCAGGUAAGUUCCCAUAGGAUAUUAAAGGAAAACAAAGAUUUUCACAUGGGAGAGAGCAGCGUCCAUUUUUACUGAAGGGGGAAGGGAAAGGAAACUUAUUAUCCUGCCUAAUCCUAAGCACUCCCACAGAAGGGAAACAAGCCCCUGCUGUUACUGAGAUCGCACAGCGUGUGAUUACAGCCCAUAGACCCAGUUUUGAAAAAGACACUUUGUCUACACCUUGUUUACACUUCAACUGUUUUGUCUUAGAAAUUAAUGAAGCCGGGUACCCGAAAUGCAUCUGACUAAUGGAUGAGAGUGAUUGUGAGGAAAUGGGAUCCUUACUUAUUCCUCAGCUCUCAACCACCGUAAGAAAUUACGUUCUGUGUUACCUUAUCAACUGUGCUAGACUUUUGAUUUUUGCAGAGAGGGGGAGAAAAAGAAAUUGCAACCCCCCCACCUCAUCCCGAUUUGAGAGACCACAGUCCCCUUCACUCAGAUGCUGACGUUUUUUGUUUGUCUUCAUCUUUCUGCAGCAGCUCACACCCUUGAACUGUUUUUGCCCUUUUGUGCCUCCUAGAACUGGAUACUCAGCUCUCCCUUUUCAAACCUUCCCCGGUGAUUUUUAUUUUCAAUAGGUGCAGUUACGAGACUUUCAAGAAUUGCUUAAACCUUGCACGCACACGCACACAUACACACAAAUCAGACAUAGCACCCAAGCACCACCUGCCCUUUUGAGUAUUGGAUUGUCGUCCUGGAUGUGUCAAAUGUGGGUUGUGCUGUUGCUGUGGGCUCAGCAGGCCAAGUAUACCUGCUGCUUACUCUGCAUGCUGGGAACCAUACCAAGCUUACUAGAUAAAUAUAUAAAUAUAUAUAUAUACAUAUACGUGUGUGUGUGUGUGUAUGCAUGUUUGGUGUUCCUAACACUUUGAGAAAUUGGUCAAUAGAAUUCUAGCCUGGCCCAUCACUUCAGCAAUGUGACUGCCUGGUCUCUCCCUCCCUCCCUCCCUCCCUCCCUCCCUCCCUCCCUCUCUCUCUCGUUUCCUUAAGGAAAGGGGAAGGAGUGAAAAGGGAUCCCCCCCCCUCCCACUUGGUUCAUUUCUUAAAAAUUGGAAAAAUGAGAAGACUUUGGGGGAAUCUGUUUGACAGAAAUUUCUAAAGCCAGCAGUAAGAAUACAAUACUUCGGGGCAUGGGUGGAGUGCCAUUUGUUUUUUUGUUUGUUCAUUUUUUGCAUUAAAAAUUAAAACAGAAAACAAAGGCUAACUG
This is a messenger RNA of Podarcis raffonei (Aeolian wall lizard), 3582 nucleotides long. RefSeq names its product glucocorticoid modulatory element binding protein 1 (gene GMEB1). Gene Ontology annotation, biological process: positive regulation of transcription by RNA polymerase II. The record is from RefSeq and is a predicted model, not a curated record. Gene Ontology annotation, cellular component: nucleus. The transcript is spliced from 10 exons. Bases 553 to 2247 code for a protein of 564 amino acids. Lineage: Eukaryota; Metazoa; Chordata; Lepidosauria; Squamata; Lacertidae. Gene Ontology annotation, molecular function: RNA polymerase II cis-regulatory region sequence-specific DNA binding; DNA-binding transcription activator activity, RNA polymerase II-specific.